AUGGAGGAGGAGAGAGAGAUGUCCCAGGGGGUGCUGUGGCUCACGGAGUUAUUCCUCCUGCUCUUUGUCUCCCUGCUGAUCUUUCAGCUUCUGAAGCUGCAAUGGAUGCGAAGGCGGUUUCCCCCGGGGCCGAGCCCUCUUCCCAUGAUCGGCAACCUGUGGCUCCUUGGGUUUUGUCUCGAAGGAAAGGCUCUUAUGAAGUUAGCGAGCAUCUACGGAAACGUCUUCACCGUGUGGAUCGGAGAGACCCCAGUGGUUGUGCUGAAUGGAUACAAGGCAAUCUCUGAGGGCCUGAUUUCGGAAGAGCUUUCCGGAAGACCUCUGACACCAUUCUUCAGGGACUUGAUGGGUGACAAGGGUGUUUUCCUUACCAGUGGCCAUACUUGGAAGCAGCAGAGACGCUAUGCCUUUGCUGCCCUCCGGAACCUGGCGACGAGCAUCCAGCAACGAAUACAAGAGGAAGCCGGCUAUCUUGUGAAGGUGUUGGCAAGCAAGCAAGGGAUGGCCUUUGAGCCGAAACCCGACAUGGUCCACGCCGUGGCCAACGUCAUCUGCACCGCUGUGUUUGGUCACCGCUUCUCCAACGAGGACGACUCUUUCAACAAGAUGAUAAAAGCCAUGUACUUGAUCAUCUCUGUCCCGUUCACUACAUGGGGCAUGCUGUAUGAUGCUUUCCCAAGGAUAAUGCCCCUUCUGCCAGGCUGCCACCAACAGGUCUUGAAAUGCAACGACUUCUUUCACGAGGCUGUGAGGAAGGAAGUCCAAAGCCACCAGGCGAAGUGGAAAGAAGGGGACAAACCGCAGGAUCUUAUUGACUUCUACCUGGAUCACAUGGCAAAGACCAAAGACGACCCGACAUCCACUUUCAGCGAAGACAACAUGGUUCAAAUUAUGGUGGACUUUUUAAUAGGAGGGACGGAGAACACGGCCUCCCUCCUGUGUGGAGCGCUGCUCUUGAUGAUAAAACACCCAGACGUUCAAGAAAAAGUGCUGGAGGAAGUCAAUGCCAUCCUGGAACCUUCCCAAACUAUCUGUUAUGAGGACCGGACAAAACUGCCUUACACCACCGCCGUGAUUCAUGAAAUCCUUCGUUUCGUCAACGUUGCAGGCACCGGCCCGUUCCGGCUCUGUGUGAAGGACACCACAAUGCUUGGGCAUCCCGUUGCGAAGGGAACUCUUAUACUGCCCAACUUGGUCUCUGUGCUGGCCGACCCUGAACACUGGGCAUCGCCUUCCAAAUUCGAUCCGGGGCACUUCCUCGAUUCCAAGGGCAACUUUGUGCCCCAGAAAGCCUUCCUAGCUUUCGGAAUAGGGCGCCGGGUGUGCUUGGGAGAGCACAUGGCCUGGGCGGAGCUCUUCAUCUUCUUCGUCACGGUGCUCCGCACAUUUGUCGUCCAGCUGCCGGAGGGAGAGGAAGAAGUUGAUGUCCACAGCAUACUGCAGUCUCCGCGGCAACACCACUACAAUCUCCGUUUUGCUCCCCGUUAA
Euleptes europaea (tarantolino) is the source of this 1488-nucleotide messenger RNA. RefSeq names its product cytochrome P450 2M1-like. Lineage: Eukaryota; Metazoa; Chordata; Lepidosauria; Squamata; Sphaerodactylidae. Bases 1 to 1488 code for a protein of 495 amino acids. Gene Ontology annotation, molecular function: iron ion binding; heme binding; oxidoreductase activity, acting on paired donors, with incorporation or reduction of molecular oxygen, reduced flavin or flavoprotein as one donor, and incorporation of one atom of oxygen. The record is from RefSeq and is a predicted model, not a curated record. The transcript is spliced from 9 exons. Gene Ontology annotation, biological process: xenobiotic metabolic process; arachidonate metabolic process. Gene Ontology annotation, cellular component: cytoplasm; intracellular membrane-bounded organelle.